AUGCUACAGUCGAUACGCGGCAACAUCGCCGCUCUGCAGCGACAGUGGGCUGUCAUCUCUGGUCAGCCAGACGGACCGACCAAGACCAACGCGCAGCAACACCUCGCCGCUCAGCUCAAGCGCUUGCAGAUGAUGGAGCAGUCGGCGAUUCAGUCGAUGGGCGCCCAUAUCCCACCAGGCGCGCAGCUCAAUCAGCAGCAGCAGCCGACACAGAUGGGCAUCCAGCCGCAGCAACAGCAACAGCAGCAGCAAAAUGCCCUGAUGCAAGGACUCAACCCAGCACAACUCGCCCAGAUGCAAUCCCAACAGGGCAUGAACGGUCUCGGCAUGGAUUCGAACUUUGGAGCAUCACAGCAGAAUGACAUGAGUCAGCUUCAGCAACAACAACAACAACAACAGCAGCAGCAGCAGCAGCAGCAACAACAACAACAACAACAACAACAACAACAACAACAACAACAACAACAACAACAACAACCUCAACAGUCUCCUUUCGCGCAGCCCGGCAUGCAGGCGCAGCAGAUGCCAACACCACAGACACAAUCUCAGCAGCCAGGCUUCAAUCCAGCACAUAUGUCAGGCCCAAGCCAGUCUGCGCAGUCUGCCGGCGGGGCUCCCGGCAUGAAACGUGACUUUGUCGGAACUGUCCGCAACUUCAUGCAGCAACGCGGAACACCCUUUCCCCCACAACUCUCCCUUCGUUUCGUUGGUCCUGCGUCUUCCAACUUGCCCGGCGACACCAAAACGAUCGAGUUGCAAGCUCUCUUUGCCGCUGUCAUCCAUUCGGGAGGCUCUCAACGCGCAGCGCAGAUCCCUGGAUUCUGGGCUGUCAUCGCCAGCCGCCUCGGUCUCAAAGUAGGACCUCCAGAUGGCACACAAUCGGCGCCAGAUGCCGUGCCAAGUCCUGGCGAGGUUCCCGAUCGCCUGUCUGCCUUCUACCGAGAUCGUCUCUCCGCUUUCGAGCAGUUUUGGAUGUCGCGCAUGCCUCAACGACAGCCGAGCGGUCAGAGCGCGGCUGCCGGUUCUCCUGCUGCGUCCGGGCCCAAUGCCGGUGCGGUAGGUCCAACUAUGCAAGCAGCGGGGUCGCAGCAGUCCACAAACGCACAGUCGCAACAGAUGCAGCAGCAGCCUGGGCAACCGCCGCAGAACCCGCAGCAGCAACCGCAAACGCCAUCGCAGCAGCAACAGCAGCAGCAACAGCAUCAGCAACAACAGCAGCAACAGCAGGGGGGGCAGCCCAGUCAGCCUACCGCUGCGAAUCAGCCGGGCGCGCCUGGUCAGAUCACCCCAGCGAAUCUCCCCGCCAACUUACACCAGCAGAUGCUUCAGCUUCAACAACUCGUGAGCAGCGGUCGCAUCACCUCGCAGCAGGCGCGCGAACGUUUUGUUGCCAUGCAGCAGGCUACGCGUCAGAUGAUGGUCAAGCAGCAGCAGCAGCAGCAGCAGCAGCAGCAGCAGCAAACACAGGCUGGAUCGUCGAGCGACGCAUCUCAAGGUCAGCAGCAGCAGCCACAACAACAGCAACAAGUCCCUCCUGCAAUGCAAAACGGUCCUCAAGGAUUUACUGGAAUGCCACAAAUGCCCCAGACGCAGCCAUCGCCAGUUUCUGCCCAACGCUCGACGCCUGGUCAAGCUUCUCCCGCCCCGAAUCAGGGCCUGCCAGGCACCAUGCCGGGAGCUGCGCCCGGUCUCUUCAGCGAUCCGGCCGCCAUGCUCGCUCAGCAACAGCAACAGCAACAGCAACAGCAGCAAUUUCAGCAACAUGCACAAAUUGCCGGACAUGCUGGCGCUGAUGGCGUUCCGGCUUGGCCUUCUCAAGCGCCCACAGGCAUGCCACCUUCUCCCACCAAGCCUCAAGCCAUCAACGGGGCGGGUCCAAAGACACCGAUCACAGCGGUCAAGCCAGAUCCCAAGCAGUCCAAGAAGAAGCGCAAGAAGACUGAGAGCGGCAUGCCAACGCCAUUGCCGACAGGCGUGGGCGCGGACGUGAAACCGCCUAUGCCGCAGCUCGCCGAUCAAGCAAGCGGUCCUGGUGCGAUGGGCCAGCCGCCAGUCGGAAUGCAACCAGCUUCGCCCGCGCCGCCACCUCAAGCAGAGAAGCAGGUGAUUCCGGGAACGUCUCAACCCGUCGGCCCUCCCGCUCCUCCUCAGAAGCACAAGAUCGAAUACCUUCCUCUCCGUCGCGACGUUCAGACGCACGGAGGGUGGGAUCUCACGCUGGCCGAAUCGCAGUACGCACCAGCGAUGGUGUCACGGGGCCGUCCCAGGACGCUGCGGGAGCUCGGUCUGGUGGAUGUGCAGGGCCUCAUCAUGUCGUUGCGUUCGCGUCUCGACUACGAGGUCUCGUACGCGCUCAACACGCUGCUCAUCCUGUCGGCCGGCGUCGGUGCUGCGCCCAACUUUCAGUUCGGGUUGGCCUCGUGCGAGGAUCUGCUCGAAGAGUUGCUGGACUUGCUUGAAGAGACCAGCUUCCAGGGCAAGCCAGAGGCUGUUGCAGAGCACAGCCUGGACUUAGUGCUGGGUUUGCGGAACGGCACCAACGGCGAAAGCUCGCGUCGGCCGGCCAAGCGGUCGCGCCGAGAGGGACAUCUCGAGUCUCUGCCGACGUACCGCGAUUGGAUCGCCGCCGCAGCAGAAGAGGAGGCCGAGCUGAAGAUCUGGAGGCGCAGAAAAGCGGUACGCUCACGUUCCACGGCAGGAAGUGUACUCAACGGAAGCAGCGAGGUCGAUUCCGUGGCCGGUCUGUCGUCAGCAGCCUCAUCGAGCCUCGACGGACCGGAUGCGACCAUCUCGACCAACGGCGUAGAGUCGGAGCAAGAGCGGUCGACGGAGCAACGAGCCAUGACAGCCUUGACGAUACUGACGAUCAUCAAGAACUUCAGUGUCAUGCCAGAGAACAUGUACUUUUUCAACCACACGCCGAAGCUGCUGCAGGUGCUGGCGCGGCUCUGCCGGAGCGAUGCCGAGCGGGCACGAGCAGCACACGAUGGUGAGGCGGAGACGGAUGCAGAAGCGGAUGGCGACGACGAGACGGUGUUUACGACGAUGGAGGCGCUGCGGGUGCGCAAAGAGGUGCUGGUGAUCGUGUCCAACUUGGCGGGCGAGGCGCUUGCUCUGCGAGACCAAAGUGCUGAGACGGUCAAGGCGCUGUUUGAGCUGCUUGCAUCGUUUAUCCUGGAAUCUGGCGAGGUGGAAGAGAUGGACCACGCAGCUGAGAUCGCCGAGCUGGCAGCGACGCUUCCACCAGGUGCUCCUGCACCACCUGUCAUCCGACGCAUUCCUUACCACGCUGACCUCGCACUCGACGCGCUGUCCAAGCUAGCGUUGCCGGAUGACAAUCGAGAGGUGCUGGGAUCGAUGAUCUCGGGAGCUAGUUUAGAAGGCUUGGUAUCGGAGAUGGUGAGGAUGCUGCCCAUGACAGAGUCGGAUUUCAAGGUGCUCAACACGGAACACCGGUUGGGCUACUGCGAGAGGCUGGCGAUGUGUCUGUACAACGUGGCUUUCCUAGCGCCGCCAAACGUCAAGCUGCGACUGCGCGCCAUCCCCGGAUUGAGCGGGAUCGUACUUCGGAUUGUCAAGAAGCUGUCGAGGGCGACGCCCGAAUUUUCGCGCAACCCAUUCUCGGUGCUCUGCCGCCGACUGGUGGAGGCGCUGCGGCUGAUUUCGGAUGGAAACGACAUGUUUGGCGCGCCGGCGUUGUUAGGGUUUGGGUUUGGGGAGGGAGCAGCAGCGGCGGCGGUGGGCGGCAAGAGGCAGAUCGGGUUGCUGUUGGGCGACGAGGAGGGCGUAGUGGAGAUCCUGGGGACGAACGAACUGGAUGCCGUGUUGGGGGAUGAGUUGUUUGCGUUGAUUGCGAGUGGAUGA
Molecule: messenger RNA, 3864 nt
Organism: Pseudozyma hubeiensis SY62
Lineage: Eukaryota; Fungi; Basidiomycota; Ustilaginomycetes; Ustilaginales; Ustilaginaceae
Exons: 1
Coding region: 1-3864 (1287 amino acids)
Molecular function (GO): DNA binding
Source: RefSeq, a predicted model, not a curated record